Molecule: messenger RNA, 2711 nt
Organism: Aspergillus heteromorphus CBS 117.55
Lineage: Eukaryota; Fungi; Ascomycota; Eurotiomycetes; Eurotiales; Aspergillaceae
Product: putative beta-glucosidase D
Exons: 5
Coding region: 285-2585 (766 amino acids)
Biological process (GO): glucan catabolic process
Molecular function (GO): beta-glucosidase activity
Source: RefSeq, a predicted model, not a curated record
GGUGCAAACCAUGUGGAUCCUGUCGCAAGCACCAGUCAAUCGAGGGCUGUAUGGGCUAUGUACCUUGCUUAUCAGACUGGUUUGGCGUUGAAUCGCACUAGAUGAGAGCAUCAUGCCGAGCUCCUGGAGGAUAAAUAGAGUGCCAUGCCCACCAUGGAUCCAUGAACUACCAGAAGCUUGUCUGUUUCUGUUCUGUCAUUCUUUUUAUUUUGUCACUGUGCCAACUGUGCCACUCCCUCAUUUGCCUUUUAUACGGCUUCAUUCUUUGACGUUUCUUUUGUAACAUGAAAGUCCUUUCAUUUAUUGUGGCCGCGGCCCUUGUCGCCGUCACAGGUGCCUCAUCGAAUUCUUCCACUCUGGGUUUGCUGAAAUAUGAUGGUGUGGCCCUGGGAGACUGGGAACCCGCCUACCAGAAGGCCUCUGCUUUCGUUGCAGGCCUGACCACUGCCCAGAAGCUGGCCUUGAUCACGGGCAGCAGUGUUGAUUCUACCAAUGGCAGUUUUACUGCCCUCAACAUCCUCGAUGGAGACAUGGGUCUCCAGAACUACUUCUACGUCUCCGCAUUCAGCUUGUCUUCGGCUCUCGCUAUGACCUGGGACCGCGAUGCUAUCUACGACCAGGCCAAGGCGGUUGGCUCCGAGUUCUACAACAAGGGCAUGCAGGUGGUAGCUGGUCCUACCUCUCAACCCAUGGGACGCACGCCGUGGGGUGGCCGGAACGUCGAGGGCUUUGGUCCCGAUCCUUAUCUCAAUGGCCAAGCUACUGGUCUGACAACAAAGGGCUAUGUGGCUGCUGGUGUUAUUCCUGGUGCCAAGCACUUUAUUCUCUAUGAGCAGGAAACCAACCGAACGAGCAUGGGCGGCGGUCGCGGCUCUUUUCCCGGCUCAAUGGGUCGCCGGGCUGUCAGUUCGGACACCGGCUCUGCGCCAUACUCAUCCAAUGCGGAUGACAAAACCCUUCAUGAGACCUACCUGUGGCCCUUCUAUGAUGCUGCCAAGAACGGCAUGGGCGCCGUGAUGUGCGCCAUGACCAAGGUCAAUGAUACUCGGAGUUGCGAGAACUCUGACCUGUUGUUGAAGCAUCUGAAGACCGAGCUUGGCUUCCCGGGCUUUGUCUGGCCUGACACGAUGGCUCAGAACAGUGCUCUAGAGUCUGCUAUCAACGGAGAGGACUACGGAUCCAGUCGCAUUUGGAGCACCUCCACCAUGGAAACCAUGCUGUCUAAUGGAUCCCUGACUGAGACCCGUCUGAACGAUAUGGUCACCCGCAACCUGAUGGGCUACUACUAUGUUGGUCUGGACAACGGCCUUCAACCCGAAUCCGAAGCCGAAGAUGCGUAUGUGAAUGUGAGAGGCAACCACUCGAAGAUUAUCCGCCAGAAUGGGGCCAAAUCUAUGGCUCUCUUGAAGAACAACAAUGCUUUGCCCUUGAACAAGCCCCGUGUUAUGAGUGUCUUUGGUGCACAUGCUGGCCCCGUCAUGGGAGGACCCAACCAAGGCAUGAACAUCGAUGGUGCCGGACCGACGUAUCAAGGUCACCUGGCAUCUGGCACGGGCUCCGCACAGGCUUCCUACCCCUACCUGGUGACGCCCUAUGUUUCUCUAACGAAUAAAGCUGUUGAGGAUGGCACGAUGAUGCGUUGGAUUAUGAACGACACUUAUACAGGCGCUUCAAGCUCUAAGCUGAUUCCAGAGUCAACCGACAGUACCGCUGUGACCCCCUCUUAUGCCAACUAUGCCACAAACGCCGACGUCUGUCUCGUCUUCCUGAAUGCUCUUUCCGGAGAGGGUGCUGAUCGUACUGAGCUGUAUAACGACGACCAGGAUACAAUGGUCAACACCGUCGCCGAUAACUGCAACAACACUGUGGUCGUGAUCAACACCGUUGGUCCCCGGUUGGUGGAUCAGUGGAUCGAGCACGACAAUGUUACCGCCGUGCUUUACGGAUCCCUCUUGGGUCAGGAGUCUGGUAACUCCAUCAUCGAUGUUCUCUAUGGAGACGUGAACCCCUCCGGUCGCCUCAUCCACACCAUCGCAAAGAACGAGACCGACUACAACGUGGGCAUCUGCUAUACCGCCCAAUGCAACUUCACCGAGGGUGUCUACCUUGACUACCGCUACUUCGACGCACAUAACGUCACUCCCAGAUACCCCUUCGGUCACGGCCUCUCCUACACCACCUUCUCCUACUCCGGCCUGACCAUCAAGAAGCCCUCCACCCUCUCCAAGGCCCCCGCUGGUAACCGCACCGUCGGCGGCUACGCCGACCUAUGGGACAACGUGGGCAGCGUCUCCGUCGAAGUCUCCAACACCGGCUCGCUGGACGGCGCGGAGGUUCCCCAGCUGUACCUCGGCUUCCCUGCCUCCGCUAACCAGCCUGUUCGCCAGCUCCGUGGUUUCGAGCGCAUCGAAAUCGCCGCCGGAAAGCAGGAGAAGGCCACCUUCGAGCUGCGCCGUCGCGACCUCUCUUACUGGGAUGUUACGGCCCAGCAGUGGCUGGUUGCCGAGGGUACCUACGAGGUGUAUGUUGGAGCGAGCUCCCGGGAUCUCAGGCUCAACGGCACAUUCACUGUGGAGACCUCCUAAACAGAGGUCAGUCGGGAUGCCCUUAGACCUUUCCAUGCCUCAUUUCUGAGUCUGAACAGUAGCCUUUGCUCACGUCACUGAGCUUGUACAAAAUCGCUUAAUACUAGUUUAGAUGUUAGAUAACAA